This is a messenger RNA of Magnolia sinica, 574 nucleotides long. RefSeq lists its product as uncharacterized. The record is from RefSeq and is a predicted model, not a curated record. The transcript is spliced from 2 exons. Lineage: Eukaryota; Viridiplantae; Streptophyta; Magnoliopsida; Magnoliales; Magnoliaceae. The coding region runs from base 107 to 535 and encodes 142 amino acids.
CAUUCCAUCAUUUAGGUUUAUAGGAGCCAUUUUUCACGCACUUAUUAACAGAUAUAUAGGCAACCUUGUAUUCAAGAUACAGGGGAACCAUAUAAAAUUUACUAAGAUGGACUUCACCCUAAUAACAGGGCUGAAGACUGGUGAUCUCUAUAUACCCAAUAUCCAUCGUUCGAAGAAGUCAUUAAGAGACAAAUACUUCCCUAAAUAUCCUAUCCUAAAGAAACAUGUACAGGAGGUGUUCAAUAGGAUAGUUGAUAGCAAUAAGCACGAAGAUGUCGUGAGGUUAGCCCUAAUAUUAUGUGUAGAGUGGUUUGUUAGGGGUAUCGACACGAAUAUUAAAUGCUGUAAAGAGUUCAUUGACCUUGUCGACUCAUUGGAAGACUUUAAUAUCUACCCCUGGGGUAGUUUGGCCUACCAAACGAUGACAGAAGGGAUCGAGAGUGCCUUCAUGGCAUCCCAAGGGCCUCAUUACAAUGUCACCGGUUGCAUAUUUCCCCUACAGAUAUGGGCCGUUGAGAGAGUACCAGCUCUCUAACAAUGUAUAAUUUCAUAUGUUCCCUUCCAAUUUCCACGA